AUGGUUCCAGUCUAUGGUGGUAAGUUUAGCCCUAAUAAUGACAAUGAGGAUUCUAAUGGAACGAUUAACUAUGGUGGCUUCUCAGAAAUCAUGGUCGUAGAUGAGAACUUUGUAUUUAAAUUUCCAAAUAACAUGCCUCUCGAUGGUGGGGCACCUCUCCUUUGUGCCGGUAUCACUGUCUAUAGCCCAUUAAGGUACUACGGACUCGAUAAGCCCGGAAUGCACAUAGGAGUGGUUGGGCUCGGUGGACUUGGCCAUGUGGCUGUCAAAUUUGCCAAGGCAAUGGGCCUUAGGGUGACUGUCAUCAGUACCUCCCCGAGUAAAAAGGAAGAAGCUGUGAACCAUCUCGGUGCCGAUGCAUUUUUGGUCAGUCAAGAUGCAGAGCAAAUGCAAUUAGCUAUGGGCACAAUGAAUGGCAUUAUAGACACUAUAUCAGCUGUGCAUGCUCUCUUGCCAUUGAUUGGUCUCUUGAAGACUCAUGGGAAGCUUGUCAUGGUUGGGCUAACAGACAAGCCCCUUGAGCUACUUGCUAUGCCACUCCUCUUGGGUAGGAAAAUAGUGGGUGGAAGUGCUGCUGGAGGGAUUAAGGAGACGCAAGAGAUGAUCGAUUUUGCAGCGAAGCACGGCAUAACCGCGGAUAUUGAGGUUAUUCCAAUGGAUUAUGUGAACACUGCCAUGGAGCGUCUUGCAAAAGGGGAUGUUAGAUACCGAUUUGUCAUCGACAUCGGAAAUUCACUAAAAUCUUAG
Messenger RNA from Eucalyptus grandis, 747 nucleotides. Its product is annotated as probable mannitol dehydrogenase. NCBI's taxonomy places the organism in Eukaryota, Viridiplantae, Streptophyta, Magnoliopsida, Myrtales, Myrtaceae. Gene Ontology annotation, molecular function: cinnamyl-alcohol dehydrogenase activity. The coding region runs from base 1 to 747 and encodes 248 amino acids. The record is from RefSeq and is a predicted model, not a curated record. Gene Ontology annotation, biological process: lignin biosynthetic process. The transcript is spliced from 3 exons.